ACGCCUUUAAAUCUAUGAACUCUUGAUUAUAAAGCAACGUUGGUUCAAAUAAGUUGACAUUAUAACGAUAACGAACACGUAUUAAAGAAGAUGAGUGUGGAGAACAUGGAGGAGGUUGAGGUGCUGGAGGCCCAGAUCGAGCUUCUCCAGGCGGAAGUGGAAGCGUUGCAGCGACAGCAGCAGGACAACCAGAAGGACAUGACGUUCCAGUUCAGAGGACAAAUGCACGACGCUGUGGCGUCUGUAUGUGGACUUGGACCAGGAGGAGGGAAGGAGCGAGUUCUGUCCAGGCUGAAGGAGGAGGUGGAGGAGAUGGAGGAGGAUCUGAGGCAGCAGACGCAGAUGAACGGCAUCAGUCUGACCAGCUGCACCGCCAAGACUCUGCAAAGCAGUGGCAGGAAGGUGGUGCAGCAGCUCUGUGUGUCCGGCCGCUGCUCUGAACUGGACUUCCAGGUGGAGUUCAAGCUCUCUGAGCUCACGACGGAUCAGAGGUCGCAGAGGACCAUCAGUGAUCUGAACGUGGUGCUGGACUCCAGCGACCUGCAGAACUUCAGCAGCUUCGUGUCCAGCGUGGAGGAGAGCAGGGAUCUCCUGCUGUUCUUCAGGACUUUGAGGACUUUCUCAGACAGAUGCGACGAUCGAUGCAGAACCUUCCAGCACUUCCAGCAGAAGUAUCCGUCCGUUGUGUCUCUUCCUGGAGGCUGCAGGUCGGAGGUCAUGGCUCUGAGUCACGCUGAGCUUUCUGGCUGCGUCCUGUUCGUUCACUGGUCCGUGGAGGUCUCCAGAGAAGGAGGCGUCACGCCGAAGAUCGAGCUGCUGACCAAGAUCCCAGACGAAGCGCUGCAGCUGUUCCCCUCUCGGCCAGUAGGCGGCGCCACCGAGGCCUUUCAGAGCCUGCUGAGGAUUCUGGGAGCUGAAGCUGCCAUCGAGUCGAUCAUCAGAGCGAUCAGCCUCCAGCAGGACGUUUAAUUCAGUUUCAUUCAUUCUGAUCCUGAUUUUCUGACCUUCAUUAUCAGCUGAUGUAAACACAGAAACAGACGACAAGCGUUGAGUCUCUUAGAAAUCUUUAUUUCAAUAGAAAGAGCUCGGCUGUGACGGCUGUGACAGCCGAGCUCAUCGGUCAAAAUCUACAAAAAUAAAUAAUUUAAAUACAAAAUG
Molecule: messenger RNA, 1158 nt
Organism: Stegastes partitus (bicolor damselfish)
Lineage: Eukaryota; Metazoa; Chordata; Actinopteri; Pomacentridae
Gene: cenpp
Product: centromere protein P
Exons: 9
Coding region: 91-969 (292 amino acids)
Biological process (GO): CENP-A containing chromatin assembly
Cellular component (GO): chromosome, centromeric region; nucleus
Source: RefSeq, a predicted model, not a curated record